AUGACUGACAGAAUUCGUGAGAAAAUGAACUCCCUCCGUCUGGAGGCCGACAACGCGGUUGCACGCGCUGAAGAGGCUGAGGCUAAGAACAGGAAGCUUGAGCAAUUGUUACUUGAAAAAGAUCAGGAGAUCACUUCGCUGCAACACCAGAUCAGUCGUUUAGACGCAGAGAUCGAAAAGGCCGAGACGAAGCUCGAAGAACUCAAGACUUUAUCUUUGGAUGGCGAGUCCAGCAAAAUGGCAUCUGAAGGACUGCUUCGUAAGGUUGCCCUUUUGGAGGAGGAACUUACUGCGGCGGACAAAAACCUCAAUGAAACCACAGUGAAACUGCGAGAAGUUGAUGUCAAGGCAGAACACUUUGAAAGGCAGGUACAGCGCGUUGAACAGGAGCGAGAUGAGUGGGAGAGGAAAUACGAGGAGGCCAACGCGAAGUACAAAAAGUCAAUCGCCGACCUCGAAGAAUUGGAGAAGACUAUGCAGGAUCUGUAA
Molecule: messenger RNA, 489 nt
Organism: Psilocybe cubensis
Lineage: Eukaryota; Fungi; Basidiomycota; Agaricomycetes; Agaricales; Agrocybaceae
Exons: 4
Coding region: 1-489 (162 amino acids)
Source: RefSeq, a predicted model, not a curated record